This is a messenger RNA of Stegodyphus dumicola, 1426 nucleotides long. Its product is annotated as putative nuclease HARBI1. The record is from RefSeq and is a predicted model, not a curated record. Lineage: Eukaryota; Metazoa; Arthropoda; Arachnida; Araneae; Eresidae.
CCCAAACGUUCCAACGUUUCAUGAACAGUGUGUUGAAUGGACUAGAAUUUGUGUUUUGCUAUUUGGAUGACAUUCUAAUAGCCUCUCCAGAUGAAGAAGCUCACCGAAAACAUCUACGAGCAGUCUUCGAGAGACUAAGGGCCCUAGUUGGACACUGUCGAGAUGGAGGAACGGGUCGUUUUUUGCGAUCUACUCGACAGAGAGCGAGUCUGGUGUCAUCGUCUCGAUCAUUACAGAGAUCGACGCGUCGGAAAUUUUUCCGACAGCUGCCUAGCUGCCGUUUAACUUUCUGACUGUCGUUUUAGAGCUAAAUUCAAGAUGGCGGAGCUCACGGAUACUUUUUUGGAAGUGUGUUUAACCGAUUUGUUGAUUUCUCAAGAUUUGCGAAGAACUCGGGUAUUUCGUGAUAGAAAUAAUGCUUUUGAUGCUGAUGAUUCCACUUUCAUUGCAUUAUUUCGAGUUACAAAACCUAUAGCAUGGGCCUUAUAAAUGAAUUAAAGCCCUGCUUUACCGGUACAUCGACGUCAAAGACAGCAAUAACUCCUGAAUUAAAGGUUUUGUGUGCCUUAAACUUUUAUGCGUCAGGAAGUUACCAGAGAUACGUAGGUAAUGACCGAUAUAUUGGGCUGAGCCAGAAAUCUGUCAGUCGGUGUAUUCGAGACGUCACAAAUGCUAUUUGUUCUGGCCUUUUCAACAAAUGGAUUAAAUUUCCAAUAAAUAGUUUCCAACAAAACAAAAUUAAAUUAGGAUUUAAUCAAAAGUUUGGAUUUCCUGGUGUCAUCGGUGCUGUAGAUGGCACCCAUGUAGCUAUAAUUGCACCGAAAGACACGGAAGAAUGCCAAGGGUUCAUUUAUAUAAACAGAAAAUCAUUCCAUUCACUGAAUGUGCAGUUGAUUUGCGAUUCUGAUUUGAUGAUCAUCAACGUCAAUGCGAAAUUUCCUGGUAGUUCACAUGAUUCAUUUGUGUGGCGAUCUUCAGGAGUUCGGCAUGCACUUUCCAGGCAUCAUGAAACUGGCUCUUGGCUUUUAGGUGAUGCAGGCUAUCCUUUGGAACCAUGGUUGUUGACUCCUGUGCCUUCCCCAACUGUAGGAUCUGCUAAUGAAAGAUAUAACAAGAAGCAUGCAACAGCCAGAAACUGCAUUGAAAGAUGUAUUGGGGUUUUGAAAUCAAGAUUUCGCUGUCUACUGCAUGCAAGAGAAUUAAAUUAUGAACCAACAACUGCUGGGAAAAUUGUAAAUGCCUGUGCAGUGUUGCAUAAUAUUUGCAGGCAUUACAAAUUACCUGAUAUUGAAAAUGAUUGCAGAGAAGAACCAAUUCCACCAACAGUUUUUGAACCAUCAUUAAGAGCUGCUGCUCUUAAAAUCAGAGAUAAUUUAAUUUUAACUCGUUUUUAAAACUAAUGAUAAUAAAUAUUUUAAUUGAAUAA